AUGGGAAAAUGACAAGGCGGUAACAUUGUGUACUUUGUUAGUUGUCUCUUUAUGAAAUUCGGUCCCUUGACAUGCAUUACUUUACGUGGCGGUUUUGACACAUUCAAAAUGGCUGCUGUUCUUACGUAUUCCAGAAAUUGGUCGUUCUGCUCAAUGUGGGUCUGUUUGCAAUAACGCGGAUGGACAGUGUUACGCUCACCCUGAAGCAACGGGCCUCAUGAUUGGUCAGAAGACGCGAUUAGCUAGUGGGACCUCACUCGCCACAAGCUACUAUUUUUUGAGACAACAACGACGGUGACAAUGUUCUUUCGGUGAUCAUAGAAGACGAGAAUCACCGCAACCGACCACCAUUUCGGCGCCUUUUGUAUCACGUGAAUCGAAAGUAUGGAGCAGUCUGCCCCGAAAAGUAAGCUGAAAAAGCUGAGUGAAGACAGCUUGACCAAGCAACCAGAGGAAGUAUUUGAUGUCCUGGAAAAACUUGGUGAAGGUUCUUAUGGCAGCGUAUUCAAGGCCAUCCACAAGGAGUCUGGGCAGGUCGUGGCCAUCAAGCAGGUUCCCGUGGAGUCGGAUCUGCAAGAGAUUAUCAAGGAGAUUUCCAUCAUGCAGCAGUGUGACAGUCCCUACGUCGUGAAGUACUAUGGCAGCUACUUCAAGAACACAGACCUCUGGAUCGUCAUGGAGUACUGCGGUGCGGGCUCCGUCUCUGACAUAAUCAGGCUGCGCAACAAAACGCUGACAGAGGAUGAGAUCGCCACUAUCUUAAAGUCAACACUCAAGGGUCUGGAGUACCUUCACUUCAUGAGGAAGAUUCACCGAGACAUCAAGGCCGGCAACAUUCUACUCAACACGGAGGGACACGCCAAGCUGGCCGACUUUGGGGUGGCAGGACAGUUAACGGACACCAUGGCAAAGAGGAACACUGUGAUCGGAACGCCUUUCUGGAUGGCCCCAGAAGUUAUCCAGGAGAUUGGCUACAACUGCGUGGCCGACAUCUGGUCGCUGGGCAUCACGUCCAUCGAGAUGGCCGAGGGCAAGCCCCCCUACGCUGACAUCCACCCCAUGAGGGCCAUCUUCAUGAUCCCCACCAACCCCCCGCCGACCUUCCGGAAACCCGAGCUGUGGUCUGACGACUUCACAGACUAUGUCAAGAAGUGUCUGGUGAAGAAUCCGGAGCAGAGAGCCACGGCCACUCAGCUCCUACAGCAUCCGUUCAUCAGCCAGGCCAAGCCGGUCUCCAUCCUGAGGGACCUGAUCACAGAAGCCAUGGAGAUGAAGGCCAAGAGGCAACAGGAGCAGCAAAGGGAGCUCGAAGAAGACGACGACAACUCUGAGGAGGAGACAGAGGUGGACUCCCGCACCAUGGUGAAGUCCGGCUCGGAGGGCGCGGGCACCAUGCGCGCCACGGGCACCAUGAGCGACGGGGCGCAGACGAUGAUCGAGCACGGCAACACCAUGCUGGAAUCCGACCUGGGCACCAUGGUCAUCAACAGCGACGACGAGGAGGAAGAAGAGGAGCCGGGAUCGAUGAGGCGGCACGCCACCCCGCAGCAGCCCAUGCGUCCGUCCUUCAUGGACUACUUUGACAAGCAGGACUCCAACAAGGCGGCCCAGCACCAUCACCAGCAUCAACGUCAGCAGGAGAACUACAACCACAACCAGCCUCAGGAACAGCCAGGCUACCACAUCCAGUCCAAGAACAUCUUCCCGGAUAACUGGAAAGUGCCCCAGGACGGGGACUUUGAUUUUUUAAAGAAUCUGGACUUUGAGGAACUUCAGAUGCGCCUGAGCGCCCUGGACCCCAUGAUGGAGCGCGAGAUUGAGGAGCUACGGCAGCGCUACACAGCCAAGCGCCAGCCCAUCCUCGACGCCAUGGACGCCAAGAAACGAAGGCAGCAGAACUUUUAAGCCUGGUGACACACACACACACACACACACACACGCACAGUCUUUAGUGUCACUAUGAGAUGUCAUAGUUGGGGGAGGAAGCAACAUUCAUGACCAAAGACAAUCAGAAAUGGUAUUGCCUUAAAUGAGGGAUGGGGUGGAGCUGGGAAGCAGGCUUUUUCCUCUACUUUGAAAAAAGUCUGCCUAAAUUGAUGACGGCCACACAUUACAGUACUUGUUUUAUGAUCAAUUCAUUGUUAUGUAUUAUUAUCAUUAUUUCAAGAUAAUCUUCGGUCUUAGUGCCUCUGAAAAGUUGAGUAACACAAGCUGGGCUUACAUGGCGACAUCACAAGAGGUCGUGUGUCGGAGAAAAUGGUUGCUUCCAAUCUUACUGUAGAACUGGCGAAUGAAACAAAAGCAAAUUAAAUAUUGUUAUAUUUAAGCACCAAAUGAUUCAUCCAAACCCAUAUCAUUUCAAAGACAUUAAUACAUUAGUUUGAUGCAAACAAACGCCCAAAAUGGGCAAUUGGAAAACUCGCAUUGAUUGUCAAUGGAACAUUCACAGAAAUUAGCAUCAGUGUUACAGUCAUUGUGACCCUUAACGAAACGGCUACUUUAGCACGUGGGGCACAACAAAUGCAACAAUGUGUGUUGAAACACAAACAUAUGAAGCAGAGUUGCGCGCGCACGCUCUCGAAAACAAAGGUUGACUAACCUAACGCUAACAUCCAAUGCGUUCCAUCCAUCAAUCCAUCAACACUACAGGGCAGGAAAGUCAGCUGAUGAUGACUUUGUUCCAUGUGAUUUGAUUCGAUUGGGCCGGGGGGGGGGGGGGGGGGUUGUUUGUUUGUUUUUUUACAAGCUUCUUGGAAUAGAACAGUGUGAAACAUGUCAUGGUUCCACGUGAAUGUUAACAAAUACACUUGAGAGACCUGUUACACUAUUUAAAUAACUACCACAGACGACAUUCGUAAAACUUGUGUCCAGACUUUUUAGGGGUGCGUGUUGAAGGGUUUUUCUGGACCAGCUGUGACCCUUUUUUAUUUAUAUAUUGUUUUACACCGUUUGUUUCAUGGCACUGGUUUAAAUCUAGAAGCUAAUCGGGCUGUUUAUAUUUGGAGCCUUUUUGUUUUUGUGAUUGAAAGGACAGGUUGACAAAAAGUGUACAGGACCGUGUGAGAAAAGCAGCUAGUAUAUUAUCAUGUAUUGUUUAUGAUCUAAAAUCACUUUUUCUUUUCUGACUUCAUUUCACCACUAAAUUAGGAUGAUACAGAUCUUUGUCUGAAACGGUUAAUUUAUUACUUUUUUUGGUGAUAUUUUUUUUUAUAAUGUGCACGGUAUAAUAAAAGUUACUUUUAGUUAAUCACAA
Hippocampus zosterae (dwarf seahorse) is the source of this 3253-nucleotide messenger RNA. RefSeq names its product serine/threonine kinase 3 (STE20 homolog, yeast) (gene stk3). Gene Ontology annotation, biological process: protein phosphorylation; regulation of MAPK cascade; intracellular signal transduction. The record is from RefSeq and is a predicted model, not a curated record. The transcript has 11 exons. Bases 385 to 1905 code for a protein of 506 amino acids. Gene Ontology annotation, molecular function: protein serine/threonine kinase activity; ATP binding. Lineage: Eukaryota; Metazoa; Chordata; Actinopteri; Syngnathiformes; Syngnathidae. Gene Ontology annotation, cellular component: cytoplasm.